AGGAAUGAAAUCUGAAAGCUGAGAGAAGAAGCCUUUUUUCGUUAACAUGGAGAACAAAAGGCAGCGAGCCAGAGUGCAGGGAGCCUGGGCUGGCCCUGCUAAGAGGAAGCCCAUUGCUCAGACUGCUCCCACUGCUCAGAGUCAUUUCCACCAGAGGCCCAGUCAGACCUGGAGGAGCCAGGAGCAGCAUCUGUCUGAGAGAGAGUUCGUGUUCAAAGAACCCCAGCAGGUAGUGCGCAGAGCCCCAGAGCCACGAGUGAUCGACAGAGAGGGUGUUUAUGAAAUCAGCCUGUCACCCACAGGUGUAUCUAGGGUAUGUUUAUAUCCUGGCUUUGUGGACUUAAAAGAAGCAGACUGGAUCUCGGAGCAGCUUUGUCGAGAUGUUCCCUGGAAGCAGAGGACUGGCAUCCGAGAUGAUGUAACUUACCAGCAGCCAAGACUCACAGCAUGGUACGGAGAGCUUCCUUAUACUUAUUCCAGAGUCACUAUGGAACCAAAUCCUCACUGGCAUCCAGUGCUGAGCGCCCUGAAGAGCCGCAUCGAAGAGAACACUGGCCACACCUUCAACUCCUUACUCUGCAAUCUUUAUCGAAAUGAGAAGGACAGCGUGGACUGGCACAGCGAUGACGAACCCUCACUCGGGAGGUGCCCCGUCAUUGCUUCGCUCAGCUUUGGGGCCACUCGCACUUUUGAAAUGAGAAAGAAGCCCCCUCCAGAAGACAAUGGAGACUACACGUAUGUGGAGAGAGUGAAGAUCCCUUUGGAUCAUGGGACCUUGUUAAUCAUGGAAGGGGCCACCCAAGCUGACUGGCAGCAUCGAGUUCCCAAAGAGUACCACUCACGAGGGCCAAGAGUAAACCUGACCUUCCGGACGGUUUAUCCAGACCCCAGGAGGGCGCCCUGGUGAGGUGAGACCCCAGAGAGA
This is a messenger RNA of Elephantulus edwardii (Cape elephant shrew), 925 nucleotides long. It is a transcript of the gene ALKBH3, whose product is annotated as alkB, alkylation repair homolog 3 (E. coli). The record is from RefSeq and is a predicted model, not a curated record. The transcript is spliced from 9 exons. Gene Ontology annotation, molecular function: dioxygenase activity. Gene Ontology annotation, biological process: DNA alkylation repair; DNA repair. Gene Ontology annotation, cellular component: nucleus. Lineage: Eukaryota; Metazoa; Chordata; Mammalia; Macroscelidea; Macroscelididae. Bases 47 to 907 code for a protein of 286 amino acids.